AUGGGUAACAAACAGGAGGAACUGGAGGCCAUUGUACAGAUGAGGUUAGGUCAGUACUACAUUGGUUUUUUACAGCUGGCAUAUAUAGGCUACUUGAUGCUCUUCAAUUAUAUAGUGUUAGUGAAGAUGGAUCGCUGGCCGUCUACACAGGAAUGGAUUGUCAUCUCAUACAUUUUCACUUUGGGAAUAGAGAAGAUGAGAGAGAUAUUGAUGUCAGAGCCUGGGAAACUGUUACAGAAAGUAAAGGUUUGGCUGCAGGAGUACUGGAAUGUUACUGAUCUCAUAGCCAUUCUCCUGUUCUCCGUCGGGAUGGUGCUCCGUCUACAAGACCUGCCACUUCGGAGUGAUGGCCGAGUGAUAUAUUGUGUUAACAUUAUUUACUGGUAUAUACGGUUAUUAGACAUCUUUGGAGUAAACAAGUAUUUGGGACCAUAUGUUAUGAUGAUUGGGAAAAUGAUGAUAGACAUGAUGUACUUUGUCAUCAUCAUGUUGGUGGUUCUGAUGAGCUUUGGUGUCGCAAGACAAGCUAUUCUUUUCCCCAAUGAGGAGCCUUCAUGGAAGCUGGCGAAAAACAUUUUUUACAUGCCUUACUGGAUGAUCUAUGGGGAAGUGUUUGCAGACCAGAUAGACCCUCCUUGUGGUCAAAAUGAAACCAGAGAAGAUGGCAAAAUAAUCCAGCUACCUCCCUGCAAGACAGGAGCAUGGAUCGUUCCUGCCAUCAUGGCCUGUUAUCUCUUGGUUGCAAAUAUCCUUUUGGUGAAUCUCCUCAUUGCAGUUUUCAACAAUACAUUUUUUGAAGUCAAAUCCAUAUCCAACCAAGUAUGGAAGUUUCAAAGAUAUCAGCUAAUCAUGACAUUUCACGAAAGACCUGUUCUCCCUCCACCUCUGAUCAUUUUCAGCCAUAUGACUAUGAUAUUCCAACACCUCUGCUGCAGAUGGCGGAAGCAUGAAAGUGACCCAGAUGAGAGAGAUUACGGAUUAAAACUUUUCAUAACUGAGGACGAACUGAAAAAAGUCCAUGAUUUUGAAGAGCAGUGCAUAGAAGAAUAUUUUAGAGAAAAGGAUGACAGAUUCAAUUCCUCCAAUGAUGAAAGAAUCCGUGUAACUUCAGAAAGAGUAGAGAACAUGGCCAUGAGACUGGAAGAAGUAAAUGAGCGAGAGCACGGUAUGAAGGCCUCCCUGCAGACUGUUGACAUCAGGCUUGCUCAGCUGGAAGAAAUGAUGGGACGAAUGGUGACCGCCUUAGAAAAACUGACUGGAAUAGACAGAGGUGAGACAACCAAGAUACGAUCCAGGACCUCAUCGGACUGUACUGAUGCAGCCUACAUUGUGAGGCAGAGUAGCUUCAAUAGUCAGGAGGGAAAUACUUACAAGCUUCAGGAGAGCAUAGAUCCUACAGGAGAGGAGUCCAUGUCCCCAACAUCCCCUUCGAUCACACCCCGCAUGCGAAGCCACUCCUUCUUUGCAACAAAUAUGAAGGACAAGUAUGGGUUGGAAAAGUUUGAAAGCAUUUUUAAGGAAAGAUCUCCAAGCCUCCAUCGAGCUAUCAGUUCCCACUCGAUAGCAAAAGAUGGAAAGGUUCCCUUAGCCCCUACCAGCACGUUGUCAAUUGCCCCAGACUCUAGAAGGCCUUCUUCUUGUAUAGAUAUCUACGUUUCUGCCAUGGAUGAGAUGCAUUCUGACACGGAGCCUCUUGACAGCUCCAUAAAUAUUCUUGGUACUGGAGCUGCAGCUCUGCAGGCACACAUAACUUCUUCCAUUUUAGCUAACAGUGCAUAUAUUAGCAGUACACCUGGAGAAAAGAUUUCUGGCAGGAGUCUUGAUUAUGAGGAAACCUCUGGAAUAGAAACAAGAGCAUUUUCUUCAGACUAUUCACAAAUCACAGACUGUCAAAUCCCCUGGGAUUCAGACCCUCCCUUGUAUCACACUUUAGAGCGAUCUAAAAGCAGUCGUUAUCUGGCUACAACUCCAUUUAUUCUAGAGGAAACACCAAUUGUAAAAUCUCACAGUUUUAUGUUUUCUCCAUCUCGAAGCUACUUCAGCAGCCUUGGCAUCCCAGUGAAAACAGCAGAGUACACAAGUAUUACAGACUGCAUAGAUACAAGGUGUGUGAGCACUCCCCUGGCCAUCGCAGAAAGGGCCAGUUUCCCUGGAAGUCUCAGUGGCAAAGUAGAGGAUUUGGGAUGUUGCCACCCAGAGAGAGAAGCUGAACUAAGCCACCCAAGCUCUGAUCAUGAGGAUAUUGAGGCCAAAGACAAGAAGGGGAUCCCUUUAUCUCCUCAAGAUGGCAAUGCUACAAGAACUCUGGCCAACAGCAUCCCACUUCCAAAAAUAGAGCGGGCCAACAGCUACUCUGCAGAGGAGUCCAACAUGUUAUAUCCACAGCACACACGAAAGAGCUACUCUAUCAGUGACAAACUUGACAGACAGCGAAACACAGCAAGCCUGAGAAACCCCUUCCAGAGGAGUAAGUCCUCAAGGCCAGAAAGCACAGUGGACAACCUGUCCAUGAGGAGAUUGUCAAGAACAGGAGCCUUCCACAGCUCUGAAAGCAAGCACAGCUAG
This is a messenger RNA of Apaloderma vittatum (bar-tailed trogon), 2565 nucleotides long. Its product is annotated as transient receptor potential cation channel subfamily M member 3-like. Gene Ontology annotation, molecular function: monoatomic cation channel activity. The transcript has 8 exons. Lineage: Eukaryota; Metazoa; Chordata; Aves; Trogoniformes; Trogonidae. Gene Ontology annotation, biological process: protein tetramerization; monoatomic cation transmembrane transport. The record is from RefSeq and is a predicted model, not a curated record. The coding region runs from base 1 to 2565 and encodes 854 amino acids. Gene Ontology annotation, cellular component: membrane.